GAAACCAUCAUUCAAAAAAUCUGAUAAAGGUAUCCUCAAUCAACACCAAGAACACCAAUAAUAAGCAAGGAUGUUGUAUGCGGCUAAUGCCUGGACCACAGUGCGCCAUGCAUUUACACCGGAAGUGGAUGUCUCAAGUUGCAGCUCGGUUGUAUUUGACGGGCAACAUUUGGUAGUUUUGGGCCACAAUGCAGGCAAGAAGGGAUGGCUGUCCACAGGGUUUGUUCUGACUAUGAAAGAUGGGCAAUGGCAUCUGGAAACGACCAUUCCUGGACUGAACAUGCCGAAUCAAAAACCUCUCUUCGGCUCGGUACAUGCAGUCACGAAAGCUGUGUUGGCACCGGGUGCUUCCAUCGUCUUGGUGGACAACCGAUAUUUAUACGCUGUGGUUAAGAAUGACACCGGCGACAAAACCAAGCUGAAUGCACAUGGGUAUAUACCCCAAGAGGAACUGAUUGUAGCGGAUCUGAAACGAUACAUGGAAAUACAAAGCAGAGGAGUCGUUUCCACCGUCUUUGACUGGAUUGGCAGCAGCCUGGGCAUUUCUGGCACUCAAGAUUCCACUGCCAAGCCGGAGAGUGCUUUUUGGAGAUUCAGAGCGGAAAUGGAGCAGGCUGGAUCGUCUAUAACAACCGACAAUCAUGCCAUUUACGCCGUGGGUGGAUUUACUACUCUAUCACCCAAGUUCUAUGAGGUAUUCGCGGCCAAGGAGAGAGUUUCGCGGUCGGUCAGUAUGCUGUCGCUGAGGCAAGAUUCCGCCACGCAACAACAAACUACUCCGACCGGUUGGGAAAGACUGCCGGAUCUCAAUGUGCGUCGAAAGAAUCUUGCAACAGUUGUCGUUGGUGGAUACCUGUAUGCCAUUGGUGGACAGAAUGAGAAGGGAAAAGCCCUGGCGUCCGUGGAACGACUCGACCUGGCAGCCGCAUGCAACAACCUAGCAGCAUGGGAACCUGUGGCAUCCAUGAACACGGCACGGUUUUCCUCUGCUGUCACUGUUACAGAUUCUGGUAUCAUCGUGGUGGCUGGAGGAAGCAGCAGUUCUGGUAGUAUCCUCAACACAGUGGAAUACCUGAAACACACCACCUUUGUCAAUCAUACUCCGGACUGGAAGAAGCUUCCCAAUCUACAAACUGCCCGUGCUGGGGCGUCUCUGUCUAUCAUUCAUUCCAAGCUGGUGAUUUCUGGAGGGAGAGACUCCUCUCCUGGGCUAUUGUGGGGACCAGAAGGAUUGGAUUCUAUAGAAACCUUGGACCUGUUAGUUCAAGAACGCGGCGGUGAUGCGGAAGAAGUUCCGGCUUCCUUUGUGCCCAUGGCUUCUGCCACGCUUCUCCCAGAAGCCCAAGCGGAACUAUACAUCGACAACCCACCAAUGGCACCAGAGUCGACGGCAGAUAGAGGAGACCCAACAUCCAUUCCUGUGCUACGACCGACAGCCCCGACGUUGGAGGAAGUGCUGGAAUAUCCUGUGGCGUUGGUGUCGGAGCUAACCAAUACCCUGCCGACUUCCAUACGAAACGACGGUGAGGGACAAGAGCACCAAGUACCCUUGGCCGCGGUGGCGCCGAUGCAACCUCCUUCGUUACCACCCGCCAUGCAACCGCCAACUGCCUCCAAAAGUGAUGACCAAUGUGACGACCAAGGAAGUGAAAAUGAUUUCACAUGUGCUGUGUGCUUGGAGCGCAAGAAACAAGUGGCCUUUUAUUGUGGACAUCAAACAUGUCUUCACUGCUCGCCCUUGCUGAACGAAUGUCACAUUUGCCGGAAACCCAUCCAAGGGAGAGUCCAAUUGUUUGGUGACUGAUUCUUUUUGUUGCAAGAAGUGCAAUUGUAUUCCACACGAACAUUGUGAGACAUGGAAGCAUUAUUUUGAUGUUGGCUACCCCCUCGCAUCGGAGCUGGACAUGCUCCUCCAAUCUAUCUACCUUUGCAGACUGGACUACCGUUUUAUUCAAAGGACCACAGAGCAGGGGCGAGUAUGGCACAACUAGCUAGGAUUAUUGAAGAUAGUGACUCUGUUGACCCGAAUGGAAGGAUGAAAUGCAUUUUUUUAAAGCGGAUUCUAAUCGAGGCUACUAGAUCGUGCAUACUCUCGCUGGAGCGAUCAUGAACCAACCCCAAUGUUGUCGCUUCCAUAGAUACCGUACCCAAUCACUAAGACAAUUAACCUUUGUUGGCCAAGUGCCAAGGGCUGACUUUUGACGUCCCUUGCUAGCGGUGCGUACAGUACGGUACCGGUAGGCCUCUUCUUUGCAGGGACAAUACCUGAUUUUGCCCUUGCCAUCCGCACACACGUCCCAUACCGUAGGCAGAGCACUGCAAAUUCUUCUUGCUCCCCCUUUUUUCCAGUUAGUCCUUGUGGUGAGCGGUGAGCACAAGACUUCAUGUGGUACCGGUAGCUUCCAGUCUGCCUGCUGGCACUCCGAGCCGCAAUCGUACACAUUUUGCCACGGACAGCACUGGAACUUGCAGUCCCCGUGGCUUGACUAGCUAGCCGCAAUGAUCACAGGCGUUAUUGGCACUUGAAUUUUCUUUGGCAAUGCUCAAUGCAGGUUCGGAGGAGAGGCAACCCCAAACCUAUCGCUAGGAGAGUUACAGUAUCUUAUCGGUGAGGUUGGCGUGUGCUUUGUUGAGGGAAAAGAUCGAGCUGAUGGCAGCGACAGCUCGAUCAUCCAUAUAUGCCUACUUCACGCCCAGAACCCCUUGAUCCCUUCCCCUACUUUUUACAAGCGGAGGUUACCUAGUACCGUUCCUUUCACGUAAUCCCC
Messenger RNA from Seminavis robusta, 2768 nucleotides. Lineage: Eukaryota; Bacillariophyta; Bacillariophyceae; Naviculales; Naviculaceae. The record is from the annotation of a GenBank genome assembly.